AUGACGACGACGCCGUGCGACGAAGUGGACGACGAGACGUUCUACGCGCCGCUGCGCGACGCCUCCGACGGAUCGUACAAGUUCCUGUGCGACGGCGAGUGGCGCUCGGCGUCCGCCGCCGCCGAUCAUCCCGCGGGCGCGUCUUCGCGUCGUCCGAAUGUCGUCACGAACGCGAACCCGUCGAGAUCGAACGCGCCCGCGUUCUCGUUCCAGGCGUGCACCGCGGACGACGUCGACGAGGCGUACGAGCGCGCGAAGAUGGCGCAUAAGCGAUGGGCGCGCACGCCGCUUCACGAGCGCGCGGCGGCGCUCCACCGCGCCGCGGCGCUGAUGCGCGCGCACUGGAAGCCAAUCGCCGACGCGCUCGUGGCCAAAUCCGCCAAAGACGCGAAAGCCGAGGUGGCGCGAAGCGCCGACCUCGUCGACUACGCCGCGGAGGAAGGCCUCCGAGCGCUGAGCGAGGGAGGGCUGCUGCACAGCGACGCGUGGAAGGGUACGUCGCGGUGCAAGCUGUGCAUGGUGACGAAGGUGCCGCUCGGCGUCGUGUUGUGCAUCCCGCCGUUCAACUAUCCCGUUAACCUCGCCGUGUCGAAGAUCGCGCCGGCGAUCAUCGCGGGAAACGCGGUCGUCGUGAAGCCGCCGACGCAGGGCGCGGUCGCGGGGUUGCUCACGGCGCAGUGUUUCGCCUCCGCGCUCACCGGGAUGCCGCCGGGGCUGAUCAACGUCGUGACCGGCCGCGGGAGCGAGAUCGGGGACUACCUGACGUCUCACCGAGGCGCCAACUGCAUCUCGUUCACCGGCGGCGACACCGGGAUCAGCGUCGCGAGGAACGCGCGGAUGGUCCCCAUACAGAUGGAGCUCGGCGGGAAGGACGCGUGCGUGGUGUUCCCGGACGCGGACUUGGACCUCGCGGCGGCGGCCAUCGUGAAGGGCGGGUUUUCGUACAGCGGGCAGCGGUGCACGGCGGUGAAGGCGCGUUCUAUUUCCACUCUGAUCGCCGACGCGCUCGUCGAGAAGGUGAUCGCGAAAGUCGAGAGGCUGACCGUGGGUCAGCCCGAGGACGACGCGGACAUCACCGCGGUCGUCAGCGCCAAGUCCGCGGACUUCAUCGAGGGUUUAGUCGACGACGCGCUGAGUAAGGGCGCGGUGGCGAUGACCGGGUCGUGGCGACGCGAAGAGAAUCUGAUCUGGCCGACGCUCGUCGACCGCGUCACGGACGACAUGCGGCUGUGCUGGGAGGAGCCUUUCGGGCCGGUCGUGCCCGUCGUGCGCGUGACGGACGAGAUCGAGGCGUUGAGGUACGUGAACGAGUCGAAGUACGGCUUGCAAGGGUGCGUGUUCACGAGGGACGUGGACCGCGCGAUUCGAUUCGGGGACGCGAUGGAAACCGGGACGGUGCAAAUCAACGGGCCGCCCGCGCGAGGGCCGGAUCACUUCCCGUUCCAGGGGUUCAAAGACAGCGGGAUCGGGUCCCAGGGCGUGAGGAACUCGAUCGAGUGCAUGACGAAGACGAAGAGCACGGUGAUUAAUCUCUCCGCGCCUUCGUACGCGAUGGGAGGGUAG
Micromonas pusilla CCMP1545 is the source of this 1563-nucleotide messenger RNA. RefSeq lists its product as uncharacterized. The record is from RefSeq and is a predicted model, not a curated record. The transcript is spliced from 4 exons. Bases 1 to 1563 code for a protein of 520 amino acids. NCBI's taxonomy places the organism in Eukaryota, Viridiplantae, Chlorophyta, Mamiellophyceae, Mamiellales, Mamiellaceae. Gene Ontology annotation, molecular function: lactaldehyde dehydrogenase (NAD+) activity.